Molecule: messenger RNA, 2594 nt
Organism: Gasterosteus aculeatus aculeatus (three-spined stickleback)
Lineage: Eukaryota; Metazoa; Chordata; Actinopteri; Perciformes; Gasterosteidae
Gene: ndr2
Product: nodal-related 2
Cellular component (GO): extracellular region
Molecular function (GO): growth factor activity; cytokine activity
Source: RefSeq, a predicted model, not a curated record
ACGAGGAAAAGGAUUUUCGCUAUGUGUGCGAGGACGAAGGACAGCGCAUGCGCAGUGUGCGGUCAUCCUCGGACGCUCCGUGCAAGUCUCACCGGCCAAUGUUAUUCACAUGCGGUCCCUAAAAUAAGAAUUACUGAGCAUUGUUGUUCGUGCAGUUCUAUUGCAUUCUGGGAUAUUAGCACCAGCAUCAUACUGGGAAAACUAAAACACAAUAAAAGCAUGGAAGUCAGUAAAAAUCCAAUAUUAAGAAUACAUAAGCUUUAAAGCUCUAUAUGAACAGUAUAUUCGUAUAAGUGAAUGCAUAGUAUAAAUUACAUAUUGUAGGCUAUAUGUUGUUGGUCAUUGCUGUUUUUUACAUUUACAUACCAACAGGAAUGAUAUCUAUGUUUUUUUAAAUAUUUAAAGUAAGACAAUCCUGAUGAUUAUAUGGGUUUUUUUACAUUACAUUAUUACGUCACGACUUUCAAUAAGUGGAUUUCAACCAACCCAUAAGAAAUGCCAUCAGAUAAGCCGAUUUACAACUUGCUAUAGAUAAGUACAAUAAAAUUGCUACGAUUUUAUUCACAUUGUUGUAUGUUAUCAUUACUAAUGUUGCAUUACUCUUUGUCCUAUAAACACGCAGCAGCCCAAUAGUUGUCCUGAAUGGUUCCGUAGACAUCAACCUAUGGGAAACCCUAACAAUCAGUGUAAAUUGCAGCUGCAACAAUUAAUCCAAGAGUGUGUGUGGUGUGUGUGGGGGGGAAUCGGGCUGCAGGAGCCCAAAUAACAUGUCGCAAACAAAAGAGUUUCUCUCCUUGUAAACACGCACCCAGGCGCCUCAUUACCAACAGAAUGGAUGAUGAGCUGUCAGGUAACAAGUCUUGAGGACGCAUGUCAAUUUCCUUUAAUGUUCUCAGCUACUUGUUAAACAUAAAAGUGGGUGGGUGAGGGUAUAUAAGAACCCCCCUAAUCUCCCAGGAGAGGAACUUCUCAUUAUAACCGGCACGAAACAUGCGUUCAGCGGGAGCUGCGGCCGCGGCGCUGCACGCAUCGCUGCUGCUGCUGCUGCUGCUGAUGCUGCUGCUGCUCGCUCGGGGGAUCCACGCCAGCGGGGAUGGAGUUUACAGUUUGCAGCAGCAUUCCUCCGCCGGGACGGACCGAUCCACCGGGUACCACCUGCCGACCUACAUGAUGCAUCUGUACAGGAAUUUCAAGUCCAACUUUUCCAGGCCCUCGGACGCCGUGGAGCCGCAGCGCGCGAGGCAGGCGGACACCGUAAAGAGCGUGAUGGCAAAAAGUCUGACGUCCAAUCAGAGUCGCUGGAUUGCGACCUUUGACCUCAAGGCCCUCGUAGCCGAAAAGCAGAUCCAGGCGGCGGAGCUGAGAAUCCGGCUUCCCCGCAGGGCCAACGCCUCCAACGUCACGGUGGCGGUGUACCACCACCACGGCCAGGCGUGCCACGCGCUGGCGGGCUGCCGGGAGCAGCAGCUGGUGGGGCUCCUCACGGAAUCCUCACUGGUCACUUCGUCGCAGAGCUGGAGAGUCUUCAACAUGACGGAACCCCUGCUGAGCUGGCUCAGCCGGAAGGCGGCCACGGCGAGAACUCAACAGAGGAGACGGUCGAGAAGGGGGAGAGCGGGGAAGACAAAGAGGAGCCUGCCGCUCCCGGGCCAGCCCAGGAGAGAGCAGGACGUGAGCGACCGGGCCCUGCUGGUCGUCUUCUCGCAAACCGCCUCGGAUGAAAGCUCCAAGGCCAGAGCCAGCUUGCUUCACACGGCCGAACAAUCCAAGUUCUUGUCCCCGGCUGAGAUCAGGAGGGCCCGCGGGCCCAAGAGGCGCCGGAGCAAACGGGGCCAGAUAGAGCAGCCGGCGAGGAGCCCGCAGGCCUCCAAGAGAGGGAGCGAAAACCCUCUCUGUCGCCGAGUCGAAAUGCACGUGGACUUUAAUCAGAUUGGCUGGGGGUCCUGGAUCGUCUUUCCCAAACGAUAUAACGCCUACCGCUGUGAGGGCUCCUGCCCCGGGCCCCUGGGGGAAGACCUGAAUCCGACGAAUCAUGCGUACAUGCAGAGUUUGCUGAAACAUUUCCACCCUGACCGCGUGACUGCGCCCUGCUGUGCCCCAACCAAAAUGAGCCCGUUGAGCAUGCUGUACUACGAGAACUCAGAAAUGCUCCUCCGACAUCACGAGAACAUGAUAGUGGAUGAAUGUGGCUGCCAGUGACAACGACGACCACCUCCAAAGACGACCUGUGUUGCUGAGCGGUGUUAAAACAUGCUGCGCCAGAGCAGCCGAUGGCGGAAAAAACUAAAAGAAAACACUUAGCCAAGAGGGGGAAAGCUCUUUGAUAUUUGUAUCUAUGAACUGUGAGAUUUAGCUGAUCUGUGUGCAGAGAUGGAAUCUUAAUUUGCGAUGGGAUACCUGUUUUUUAGGGAGAACAUUUUUAUUUUUAGAUUAACUGAAAUACAAACUCACAAUAUCAUCCGGCCUUCCAGCCUUGUGCAGAUGUCACAAUUUGAUGUACAGCUUUAUUUCCCUUUUCAAUUUCAUCAAUGUAAACAUGAAAUGGCAAUGUUGUUGAAUAUUCCAGCACUGUUUUUUAUUGCACAGCACAUAUG